UAAUUUUUAUAUUUCAGAGCAUUCCUGCGAAUCUUCACAGAACAACAGCAUAGAAAGUGAAGUAACUCAGCUCAAGAAACAACUGUCCAGCUGUCAGCAAGAGUUGGAAGAAUUAAAAGAAAGGUACAAGGAACUGGACGAGGAGUGUGAAACUUGUGCGGAGUACUUGAAGGAGAGAGACGAGCAGUGUCUGCGGUUGAAAAAAGAUAAACUAGCGCUGGAGAAUAUGAUCGCCGAUUUAAAAGAAAAAUUGAAGAGUAGCAAUCCAAACUAUAGCAGCAUGUCAAACACGAAAAUAAAUGUUUUGAAUGCAGCCGUUAACACCGAUGAAGAUUGGACAAACCUCCAUUCCGUGGUCGUGGAUAGAAUGUCCUUUGACGCGGAAGUAGAGAAAAAUAAGAAGUUAAUGAAAACUAUCGAGGAAUUACGUUUUAAGAAGCAUGAUUUGAAGAAAACUAUGGCCAAGAUGCAAAAAGCUUUAGAGAAAAAUACAGUUAAAGACAGCAAAGAGUUGGAAACGACGAAAGCCGAGCUACACACAUGUAAACGAGAAUUAGAGGAGUUGAAAGAGAAAUACAAGGAACUCGAUGAAGAGUGUGAGACUUGUGCGGAGUACUUGAGAGAGAGAGAUGAACAGUGCCGCAAGUUAAAGGAAGCGAAAGCACUAUUAGAGGAAAAAUUACAAGAGUACCAAGAUUCAAGUAACGUAACGCAAUCUGUACGUAAGAAGAGACAAACUCUCCAUGACAAAAACCGUUGCUCACCCGCCGUACUGACGGACGCUUCCACUGAGACAAAUGAAGAUUUGUUAAGUUCGCAAAAGGAUGAAAGCACAUUAAGAACGCCGUGUGACGUGUGUGUGACGGGUGACAAAAAUGAAAAGGAGAUAAAACAUCUCAAAGCGGCCUUGAAAAAUCUGUCCCAACAUAAGGCGGCCUUAGAACAUCAACUAUUGACUGUGUCUGCGACUCCACUGUAUGUGGCUACAGGGAGCGCUAUAAUUCAGAACCAACAAUUGACGGACGUUAUGAAAGAAAAUCAAAAACUAAAGAAAAUAAACGCAAAAUUGGUGACAAUAUGUAAAAAACGUGGCAAGUCAUUGGCCGACUCUAACAGAGAGAAUGAAGAGCCCAUGAUCAGUUGAACCGAUUGAUAUUAAUGAAUACUCAAUACUACUUAAAUUUUAUUAUAAUAGCAAGAAGCUGGAUUUUUUUGUUUUAACAAUUUUAACAUUUUUUUCAAUAACUGAAAACGAUCUUUUAUUUCGUCAAUUUUAUAUUUGUUUUUAUAAAUGCGUGAAUUAUUUGAUUUCUUUACGAAUUAUUAAAUCCUCAAUGUAUAAGACUGAAAUGCUAUGACGACAUUCCAUAAGCAUUUAUUACUUGUAAAAUUAAAUGGCUAUUGAAUGAUUGUUUAAUAAAAACUACUUUUAAAAAAUAUACAAGUCUAUAAACAAUUACAAAUAUAAAAGAAUAUUGUUUAUAACUGGAUUGUUUCAAUUGCUCAUGAACAACGUUACAAAUAAAAUCUAUUUUUAUCCAGACUUGUGCCAUUUGUAAUACAGCUGUGUAAUAUAUUAAAACGUACUUAGAACUGGUGCCUAAAUAAUAUUAAUUAUAUAUAAGCUUUUGGAAUUGUAUAAUAUUUGAUUUAUAAAUGUAUAGCUUACAAAGCUUAAACGUCCAACAAUUAUUAAGAUAACUAAUGUAAAAUCGAUUCCGAACUGAACUUUUUCUUUGAAUGUUAAAAAAAAUAUUGUUUUCCAGUUCGGAAACAGUGAUUGUAAUAUUUUAACUAUUUUAUCAUAAUUUUGCACAAAGCUAUGCCAAAAUAAGAUAGAGCACUUGCAUUUUUUUUUUUUUGACAAUUUCUAUUAUUAAGAAUAUUAUUAUAAUUUGUGUUAUAUGGAUGGUGCCUGCGCCGAGUGAAUAACAAGAAUGAUUGAUAUUAAA
Molecule: messenger RNA, 1952 nt
Organism: Melitaea cinxia (Glanville fritillary)
Lineage: Eukaryota; Metazoa; Arthropoda; Insecta; Lepidoptera; Nymphalidae
Exons: 9
Coding region: 227-1144 (305 amino acids)
Source: RefSeq, a predicted model, not a curated record